Sparassis crispa is the source of this 1122-nucleotide messenger RNA. RefSeq lists its product as hypothetical. The transcript is spliced from 2 exons. The coding region runs from base 1 to 1122 and encodes 373 amino acids. The record is from RefSeq and is a predicted model, not a curated record. Lineage: Eukaryota; Fungi; Basidiomycota; Agaricomycetes; Polyporales; Sparassidaceae.
AUGCGCCGCUCCACCACGUCCACCAUGCACGACGACGACGACGACGACGAUAUUGUCGCUUUCGCUGCCUUGUCGGAACGUCUAAGACAACGCAUAGACCAUGCAUUUAACUCAGCCAUCGCGGUUGACUCCCAGCCAGGUCCUCCCCGCAAAAGGCGCAAGAUAAACCGCACGAGCGGUGAACGCUCAACCGCCGAGCCUGGAGGGUUCAUCAUCGACGAUCAGCAACCUGGAGGAUUUCUCUUUGAAGAUUCUCAGCCUGGAGGUUUCAUUGUAGAUGGUCCGGAGCGGGAAGGUUUCCUCAUCGACGAGGGCCUCGACACCAGCAACUCCGAAGGUGAAAAUACAUUAUCACGCACGGACACCACCCAGAUCCCCUUGUCAUACAUUCCUACCGCGCUACAGAUACUGGACAUCCCACCGGACGACGAGGACAUCCUCUCUGUGUUCCGCACCGCUGCAUCCGGAUGGCAGGGCAGCCAUCAGCUAAACCUCACACACGAAAGCGUCAAUGAGCAGUACGUCAGCCGCAAGGACUGGCGUACCGUUUGCGCUGUGCUGCUCGACACUGCCGUAGACAGUACAGACAGGAGUGCGGAGGCAAGUGCUGCUGAAGGACCCGAUGCAGACGCGGACGAGAUGGACGAAGAAGCAGACUCUAGCGAUGAAUACAUGGCUUCGGACGCAGAGAGUGAAUCUGCUGAAGAUGCAGAAGAUUCGGAUGAGGAUUAUCAGGAAGGCGGUUUCGUUACUUUCAAGGCCAAGUCAAAAUCCAAGGCUGUAGCUGGACAUGCAACGAGGAGAACCUCUAGGGCUGCCUCGUCCGCAAUUGACGAGCACGGCGAGGACCAUAUCCAUGUCCAACAACCCCGUCAGCUCACCGCACGGCAGAAGGAAGAGUGCCGUCGUACGUUCGCGCUCUUCUUCCCUGGUGUCUUGGACGGAGAUAUUGACACACAGAAGAUCAUGAUCAAGGACAUCAGCCGAGUAUUUAAGCUGCUGAAGGAGAAAAUCACGGCAGAAGAGAUCGUGGAGAUGCUCGAAGUUUUCUCAACCUCCUCCGACAAGUCCAUGUGCCUUCGGGACUUUGAACGAAUGAUGGUCGCGGCGAAGUUGGUCUGA